AAUAUACAUCAUAGAGCUUCGACAGAACUCUAUUCUCCCCUUAUCACCUACUUUUGGCCAUUCUAUCUCGCUCAAAAUAAAAGAACACUGUUAUUAGGUAUUAAUGGUAUCUAGUAGUACUACUACCACCAAUUGAUUAUAUAUAUCUUAUCUAAGAUGAAAACCCCUAGGAAAUAAAAAAUAUCAAGUUCAUCAGCUGCUGAGCCCUCUCAAGUUCAUCAUGACGACAUUAACAGAAAUCGAAACUGGGAGUCAGAGAGAUCACUAUGAUGAUUAUACAACUAUGAUGAUCAAGCUUUAUGAGGCUGCAGUGAAAGGAUGUGUAGAGACACUGAAUUCAUUGCUUGAAGAAGAUAAACUCCUUCUAAGUAAGAUUUCACUCACUCGUUUUGUUGAAACACCUUUACACAUCUCAUCACUACAUGGCCAUGUUGAUUUCACUAAACAACUUCUUAACCACAAACCAAAACUGGCAUCUAAGCUAGACCACCACAAACGCUCACCUCUUCACUUGGCUGCCUCAGAAGGACACGUGGAGAUAGCCCGAGCCUUGUUACACACAAAUAAAGAUGUAUGCAUGGUUGAAGACAAUGAUGGGAGAAUACCUCUCCACUAUGCUGCCAUGAAUGGUUGUGUCGACUUGAUUCAUCUACUCCUUAUUAGCGCAGGAGUGGAAUCAGUUUGUCAAAAGCUUCCAAGUGGGGAAACAGCACUACAUCUUUGUGUUCAACAUAACCAUUUAGAGGCUCUGAAAUUGUUGGUAGAAUCAGCAGUAUUGUCACUGAGUCUUAAUAAUAGCACAGAAGUUCUCAAUGCAAGAGUGGUUGAAAGUGGUAACACCAUUUUGCAUCUAGCAGUCAUCCAGAGGCAGGUUGAGACUGUAGAGUACUUGGUUUCUAUGAAAGAGAUGGACAAGGACAUCUUGAACUGGAAAGAUCAUAAGGCCUCUGAUCUCCUUAACGACCAACCACAAGACUUCAACACCUUCAGACUCCAACGUGUGAUGAUGAUGAACAUGAAACAGCAGCCAAUGUCGACUACGUGUCAUAAUAAUAAUAAUAAUAAAUCACUUUUAAGCAAGCAAUGGAUUAGUAUACACCUAAGGAAACAAAGGAGGCAAUGGUUGAAAAACGUAGAAGGAUCAAUCAUGGUGGUGGCCACUCUCAUUGUGUCCACCACAUUUCAGGCCGCAGUUAACCCUCCCGGCGGUGUCUGGCAACAAACAAACAACACAACCCAAGCAAGCAACGACAUUUCUGAUUGCAGCAACCAAACAUGUAUUGCAGGAACUUCGGUCAUGGCUCAUAUUGACAACGACAAUUAUGCCUUCUUUGUUUGGUUCAACAGCAUUGCUUUUCUGGGUUCUCUUAGUAUAAUAAUUUUGAUUAUUGGGGGAGUACCUAUGAACAAUAAGUUUUGGAUUUGGCUAUUUGAUUUGGUGUUGUUUGUCACUCUGUUUUGCGUGGGUGAGUCUUUCUUACAUGCCAAUAUCUUAGUGACUCCAGAUCAUGGUGAUUAUUAUGAAAGCCUUGAUACGGUAUACAAAUGCUCCAUUUAUGUGUGGGAGGGGAUGUUUGUGGUUAUGGGGGCUUGGCACCUUGCUUACCUUGUCAUUAAGCUACGAAAUUGGUUGCACAAGCGCAGCUGCUGCAAUAUUAAUGGCAGAAUUAAAUAAUUCGGUGGGGAGCCUCAUAAAUAAUUGAGAAUAUUUGUUAGCUUGAUUUUUGUUUCUAUUUGAAAGAAUGAAUAAAUUGUAGUGUUAAUUAAGGAAC
Messenger RNA from Cannabis sativa, 1772 nucleotides. Its product is annotated as ankyrin repeat-containing protein BDA1-like. NCBI's taxonomy places the organism in Eukaryota, Viridiplantae, Streptophyta, Magnoliopsida, Rosales, Cannabaceae. The record is from RefSeq and is a predicted model, not a curated record. The transcript is spliced from 2 exons. Gene Ontology annotation, molecular function: protein binding. Bases 221 to 1675 code for a protein of 484 amino acids.